AUGUCCAUGCAGUUCACACCUUAUGCUUUCUCACCCUCUGAAUCUGAACUCAAACAGCCAGCCGCAUCUUUGUUCGUGAGCCAUUAUUCCCUCUUCUUGAGUAUCUUCAUCAACAUCUUCAUAACCAAGAAGUCUGGCUCUCACUCGUCUGCUCUCGCUUUUUCUGUGAUCAACUUCGCCAAUCUAUUAAGCAACAUAUGCAGAUCACCAACUUCAAAGGCAUGUGGCUCAGAUCGUCUGCUCUCGUCCUUUGAGAUGACCUGUGAUCAACUGGCUCUCGCCUUAUUUGUAAACUAUCUUGCCAUAUCAUUGUACCCUCCUCUCCAAAUAGUAUCUCACUCUUAUCACCAAGUUCAUGGGUAUGUGUUCUGGGCCGCGUCUGCUCUCGCCUUUUUAGAUUUCCACCCGCUGGCUCUCGCUUCUUUGGUGAAAUUCUGCGUGCCCUGGCUCUCGCCUUGUUUAUGA
Molecule: messenger RNA, 465 nt
Organism: Colletotrichum paranaense
Lineage: Eukaryota; Fungi; Ascomycota; Sordariomycetes; Glomerellales; Glomerellaceae
Exons: 1
Coding region: 1-465 (154 amino acids)
Source: RefSeq, a predicted model, not a curated record